Symbiodinium sp. CCMP2456 is the source of this 1941-nucleotide messenger RNA. NCBI's taxonomy places the organism in Eukaryota, Dinophyceae, Suessiales, Symbiodiniaceae. The record is from the annotation of a GenBank genome assembly.
AUGGAGGAAGCUGCUCGAAGACAGCGCGAUGAGAUGCUGGGUAUCCGGUCGCAGGGCAAGCUGCCAAAACCUGGAGAUGCGGUGGCGGUCACUGUUCAAGGCGCCGAACCUUUUGAGCCCCGUGCUGAGAAGGGCAUUUACCUAGCGCAGUGUGAUGAGGUGCCAAGCGGAGCUCGAGUGCAGGUACAGCGAAACGGCCGGAACCAUGUGGUGAUCACGCGGCUUCCGGCAAUCCUGGACAACGUGAGCAGCAGUUGGAGAACACACACCACACCGAUGGGCGAUUUGGCUUGGGUGAGCAACACCGGAGAAACCCGUGAUGGGGACGCUGUUCGAGACCUUGGUUUGGACCUGGGGCUUUUAACGGUGGAGGAGCGUGGUAUGGGCGAGAGUGCGAUCGAAGGCCGACCUUUUGUGGCAACUUUGAAAGGGGCUGGAAGCAAUCCAACUCAGGACAGGUGCCAGAUUCUGCCCCAUGAGCUGGAGCAGGAGAUCAACAACAGCGAGCGCAGGGCCCAGGUAAAAGCAGUUCAGCUAGUUACUGACACCGUGGAUGCAAGGGUUUUGACAGACCCUCAGACAUCGCCUGAGGAGCUGGAAAAAUGGAUUCGGGAUGGCCUGCAACCGGAGCUGGCAAAGCUGCGGGAGAAGGACAUCUUCGAAGAGAUGCCUGUGUCACAGGUGCCGUCUGGUGCAAAAAUCCUGCCCGCCAAAGUUGUGCUGACAAAGAAACCCCAGGAUCCGGGUAGUGUGGAUGCUGGGGAUCCUCUGUCGGAGUGGCGAGCCAAGGCCCGCGUUGUGGCUUGUGGCAACCAUGAGCAAGGGACGUUUGGGCAUGAUCCGGAGAACACCUCGACGAAUCCUUCGAUCGAGGCCAUACGCUGGAGCGCUUCUUGUCUGGCGCGGAACCCCGACUGGACGGGUUUAGUGCUGGAUGUUACUGCUGCAUUUCUCAACGCGGAGAUGGACGACGACCAGACCUUCGUGAGACCUCCUGGAGUUUUGUCCAGAGUGGGGUUGCAGGAAGAAGGGAAAGUUUGGCGCUUGAGGAAAGUGUUAUAUGGUUUGCGGAAAGGGCCCCGGCUGUGGGAGGCCUGUAGGAAUGGAGAGCUGAACGGCAAACGCUUUGGUGUGGCUGGCCACGAAUAUUGGUUGGAUCCCCUGGACUCUGGUGUGUGGGCAGUUCGUGAUGCCGUGGAUUCGGGAAGCUUCCAUGGCAUUUUCGAUAUGUACGUAGAUGAUGGGUUGAUUGUUGGACCCAUUGGUAUGUGCAGGGCCCUGGCGGAGAUGCUGGUAACAUUGUGGGAACUCAAACUUCAGGGUUUUCUGGAGUGCAACGAGCUGCAAUGUGGGCAAACAGUACAAGUUGGGGACACAGCGGUCAAGGUACAGAGCGAAGUUCCUUUUCUUGGGAUGGUUAUUCGCCGGAGCCAUGAGGGUGUAUGGUUACAUCAGAAUCCAUGGGUGCAGUCAGAGCUAGCCAAGAGAGGCUGGGAGUGCAUGCGUGGGUCUAUGUCAUUGCCUGAGAUCAUAGAAGGGCAAACAGAGCCUGUGGUUCGAGAUGAAGCCUAUGGCGCCGACCUCCUCCAGGCCCAGUCACAGGCAGAAGUCGAGGCGAGUGCGACGACGUACCAGGUUGGUUCUAAGUUGCGAGAAUUUAUUCAGGCAGCACUGGGAUACAAACUGCAGACGAUCCUGUACGGAGAUAACUCUGCGUGCAUUGGGAACCUGAUGCGGGGCUCUGAGUACGUGCAGCCGGCUCGAACUAGGCACUUUGGGAUGCGCUGUGCUUAUCUGAGGGACCACCUGAAGGCAGACAACAUUCAGGUUCAGCAUCUUGGUGGUGAUAAGCUACCUGCAAAUGGGUUGACUAAGACGCUUGCGAAAACUAAGCUAGAGUUGGCCAGAGAACAGAUGUGUGUUCGGCGCCUGUCCUUGUAG